AUGGAUUGGUGGAGAGACUUUGCCAUCUCAGUAGACAUGGCUAUCCAUACCAUCAUACAGGCUCUCUAUUGCUCGAAGAAUGAACUAGUCUGGUUCAGCGGCUCUCGGCAGCUUAAACAGCAGGGGACCAUUCAGGCUUGCCUCUUUUCUUUGUCGACGGAUAGCAGUGAGAUCGGACAGCAUACAUUUUACGUAGCUCGUCAGAGUGUUUUGAGCUCGUCAGUAAUUGCUACCCAGCCAUGCAGGAACAGAACCACACAAAAAAUCCACAAGGCUCGUAAGAAGGCUAGACUGACUCUGAAAGACGAGGAGCGGAUGAGAAAGGCCGAGGAGUACAAGAAUGAUCGACGCAAAUACAUCUUGGACACCUUGAGAAAUGCAGGAAUCAGACCUGGACAGCAAUAUCAGGAGAGACCAAUUACAAUAACCUGCACUGGUGAUUUCUUUGAGCCCUACGUCCCACCAGAAGGAGAUGGAAGAGCCUCGUCACUAACCACAGAGGGUGCCAAGCAACGCCUUGAGCGGGUGAAAAAUGUUGGUGUCACGCAAAUGUCCCAGAGGAAAAUCCGGCAAUUUGAACCAGAGUUCACAACGACAGACUUUGCUUGGAAAGCCCAGCAGAUCUAUGUUGAUGCCCACAAUGCGCUCCAAGACUUUGACAGACAUUUGCUGCAUUCGCUUGUCACUGAAAAAUGCUAUCCUGAGAUCACAGCUGGUUUUCGUUACAAGACGAUAAGAUGGAAGAUGCUUGAAUCUAUAGAGAAACCUCGCGUUGUACACAUGAGAUGUACAGACAUGAUAAACAAAGGAAACAUCUAUGGGCAGGUCACUGUGCGCUUUCAUACAAAACAGACACUAGCAAUCUACGAUCGCUUCGGUCGCAUCAUGGUCGGGAGUGAAGAGAUACCUAAAGAUGUUCUGGAGUAUGUGGUCUUUGAGAAGCACCUGCCGCAUCGAUACGGAACGUGGAGAAUGCAUGGGAAGAUCGUACCAGAGUGGGCAGACCACAGGGAUCCCAUCAUCAAAACUAUGGUCUUACCCGAUGAGGAGGAGGAGGAGGAAGCUGGAGGAGAGGGGAUGGAGCAAGGAGGUAGUGAGAAAGAACAGAUGAACUGAUUAUCGGUGGAAGAAAAGUAAGAUCAAAACAGAUGAACUGAUUAACAGAGGAAGAAUUUGUUGUCAUGGUUUAAGGGAGUCUGCAUGGAAGAGGUAGGCUUGCCCUGAAGAUCUUCAACCUAGCUCUUUUAAUGGUUGGUUCUAGUAAAGAUGUUUGAAAAUGCACUCAUCUUUAUGGAGUUUAACAAAAGUCAGAUUUAUCGUCUAUUAGGGGUUUUUCCGAUCCUCAAUUGUUUUGUCCAUUGAGAAAUGUGAGAAACAGGAGCAUUUCAUGAAACCACCAGGCAAUGAUUUUCCACUGACUGUUGUUAUAAGCUACCAAAAUCCUUGCAUCUGAUUGGCUCAGAGCAUAUUUGUUAGUAAAAAUUAAUGUCAAGCUCCAUUCGGAAGAGGAAAAUACCCUGAGUGGAUUCUUGUUGAAAGACAUGGCCAAAGGUGGCUUAGACUUUGAUCAAGGUGACUUUGAUUGUUGAUGAAGAUGACCUGUUGCUAUUACUCUGGUGAAUGAAGGAAAUAACACAUGUAUCAUCCCAAUUCAAGUUCUAAUUCUUGAAAACUGUUUUAAUAUCAGCUCUCCAAUUUCACAGAGUUGUAACUAAUGUCCAUCCUCCAGAAAGGAAUAUAUUUUUAGGACAAACCAUUUGAUCAUUUCCAUCCUAUGGUAAAGUAUUCACAUCUCACCUUUCCUGGCCCAAAUGUUAUGGUAUUAUCUGUUUCAAAAAAAUCUUGCAUUUUUAAAAGAAAAAUAUUAAUUUAUAUGUGGUUCAUCAUUUUAUUUAUAAGAGCAAUUCAGAGAAUAAUCGGCUAGUGUGGUUUGCUUACAAAUAUUUUAUUAAGAUACCAUGUUUAGAAUAUGAAGAGCAAAAAGUUUGUGAGAAAAGGUUUAAAGGAGAAAAAAUGCUCAUGACCUGUCCUUUGGUAUAAAUUAAAUGUGAAUUGAACUUGAUUCAAUUUACAAGAACAAGCGGAAAAGUGUGAAACAAAAAUCAUUUAUUUCAGCAAUAAUUCUAUUCUUUUGCAAUGGAGAAUUGUGAAACAUAGAACAAGGGAAAAGUUUAAUGUUAUUAAAAGGAUAGAGCAACUGGCUCCAAAAUAUUGACAAGCAGUAAUUAUUUAAUGAACAUCUUCCUAAUAUGUGUAAUGAAUGUCAUAUUAUCGUGGAUAACCUGAAUAUGCUUUGUCCAUUUACAUGAUUAUUAAAAAGUAACUAAAAAUCUGA
Messenger RNA from Lytechinus pictus (painted urchin), 2335 nucleotides. Its product is annotated as large ribosomal subunit protein mL45-like. The record is from RefSeq and is a predicted model, not a curated record. NCBI's taxonomy places the organism in Eukaryota, Metazoa, Echinodermata, Echinoidea, Temnopleuroida, Toxopneustidae. Gene Ontology annotation, cellular component: mitochondrion. The transcript is spliced from 9 exons. The coding region runs from base 1 to 1116 and encodes 371 amino acids.